CCAACUGUCAUCCUCCUCCUGGAUCAAAACAACCACAAUCACACCCACGCAACUCCAUUCCCAAAUGUUUGUAAUCGCAACAAACUAACAAUAAUGGCGUUAACAACAACAACAACGAUCUCUUCAUCUUCUCAGUUAUUUCAGUUACCACUCAUUCAUCCACCAUCUCACCUUCACUUUACCGGAUGCACUUUGAUCCAAUCCAAAUGUCAACUGAUCUCUCUGCGAAACACCAACGAUAUUUUGUUUCCGAAAAUCUCGGCGAGUGGUAGGUUUAGGGCAUGGUGUACGAGAUCAACGGAGGAGACGUUAACAAGUGAUAACGAUGAGGUCUACCGUGAGGACACGGAGACGGACACUCGCCGGAGUUCUGAUGAUGAUGAGGAUAAGGCGGAGGACGGUGGUUCUCGGAGGAAUAUCACGUAUUGGUCCGAUUCUCUUAACAUAGGGAUUCGUGAACCGGUUUAUGAGGUUGUAGAAGUGAGCUCAAGUGGGAUGGUGUCAACCAGAAAGAUUAGUAGACGACAUUUGCUGAAGUCAAGUGGUCUUCGUCCUCGAGACAUUCGGAGUGUGGAUCCUUCACUGUGGUUGACCAACACAAUGCCCUCAUUGCUGGUUCGUGAGAAUGCAAUACUACUGAAUUUAGGCUCACUACGCGCGAUUGCAAUGCUAGAAAGUGUGUUUAUUUUUAAUUACAACCGGAGAGCAGGGAAAGCUUUUAUCGACGCAUUAUUACCUCGAUUGAACCCUAAGAACAUGCAUGGAGGUCCUGUAAUGCCUUUCGAACUUGAGGUUGUUGAAGCUGCCCUUCAAUCACGAGUACAGCGAUUUGAGGAUAAACUAAUGGAUUUAGAACCACGUGUUCAAGCUUUACUUGAGGUUUUGCCAAACAGAUUGACAGCUGGCAUAUUGGAACAACUCCGUAUUAGCAAGCAAACAUUGGUUGAGUUAGGAUCAAAAGCAGGAGCGCUAAAACAAAUGUUGCUUGAUAUACUCGAGGACUCUCAUGAAAUUCGCCGUCUCUGUAUUGUGGGUAGAAACUGUAUCUUGAGUAGAAACGAUGAUCUAGAAUGUUCCGUACCACAAGAGAAGCAGAUUGCUGAGGAAGAAGAGGAAGAAAUUGAAAUGCUACUGGAAAAUUAUCUUCAAAGAUGUGAAUCAUGUCAUAAUCAAGCAGAAAGACUUCUCGAGUCAGCGAGGGAAAUGGAAGACUCGAUAUCUGUUAAUUUAAGUUCUCGGCGGCUUGAGGUGAGCCGAUUCGAAUUACUUCUUCAGGUUGGAACCUUUUGCGUUGCAGUUGGUGCUCUAGUUGCUGGUAUAUUUGGCAUGAAUCUAAAAUCGUAUCUGGAAGAACAUGUGUUUGCAUUUUGGCUGACAACUGGAGGAAUUAUUUUCGGUGCGGUGGUGGCAUUUUUUCUCAUGUAUUCGUACCUCAGAGCAAGGAAAAUUCUUUAGACAUCCACUUGACAGCAUUAUACUGAUAAUAGAUGGACGUUAAAGGAAGGAACACGAACCCUACUGCUUGAGACCGACCAAACAGAUACUUUUCAGCAUAGAUAUCAGAUCAAGUACAGAGUGAGGUCAAACAUACAGGAUUUUAGCAAGAUAACAGAGCUCUCUAGACGAGGCAUUGUGGAUGUUUUGAUCGACUCGACAUAUUGUAAGAUCAUAUGCCAUUUGUGGAUUAUAUGUUGUUGAUGGAAGUCUAAAAGUAGUGUGGUCCAAUUCUAUAGAUUUUACUAGGUAUUCAAAUCAAGGUUUAAGGUUUAAGUCUAUAUCAUGGACAAACUAUUGAGUUAACGUUUAGCCUAACAUCUUGA
Molecule: messenger RNA, 1820 nt
Organism: Helianthus annuus (common sunflower)
Lineage: Eukaryota; Viridiplantae; Streptophyta; Magnoliopsida; Asterales; Asteraceae
Product: magnesium transporter MRS2-11, chloroplastic
Exons: 13
Coding region: 94-1455 (453 amino acids)
Biological process (GO): magnesium ion transport
Molecular function (GO): magnesium ion transmembrane transporter activity
Source: RefSeq, a predicted model, not a curated record